Molecule: messenger RNA, 5082 nt
Organism: Neoarius graeffei (lesser salmon catfish)
Lineage: Eukaryota; Metazoa; Chordata; Actinopteri; Siluriformes; Ariidae
Gene: ctnnd1
Product: catenin (cadherin-associated protein), delta 1
Exons: 19
Coding region: 400-3120 (906 amino acids)
Biological process (GO): cell-cell junction assembly; cell-cell adhesion
Cellular component (GO): nucleus; cytoplasm; plasma membrane
Molecular function (GO): cadherin binding
Source: RefSeq, a predicted model, not a curated record
CAGGGUUCAUCACUUCAGCGCCGUUCCCGAGAAAAAACUGGCAACGACGGGAAGAGGAGUGAGUGAACAAGGCGACGCGGAAGAUAGCCUAGCUAGGUGGGUGGUGUGUUUUUUUUUUUUGGCCCCCCCCCAAAACCACAACAUUCGUAAGCGUUUUGGUUCUGUAUUUAUAACUCUGUAUGCGUUUGAAUGGAAGAAAUCCAAUUCGAGUGAAAAAUCUCGAAGUGAACAAGUCGGAUAAGUUUCGUGGCAGUGCGGGCUUGAACGCCCAAAUUUAGACCAGUUGGAAUUACAACUACUUCCUACUCCUGCCUGGAAAAUCGGUUAUCUGGCGUCAAUAGGACGGAGCCUGUUUCUAUAGGCCACGCAGCGGACUUGCACAAAGAACACAAAGUGUGUAUGGAGCAGUGUGAGAAUGCCGCGUCUCUCCUGGCGUCAGUGCGCGAGCAGGAGAUGCAGUUUGAGCGUCUGACUCGAGCUCUCGAGGAGGAGAGGAGGAGCGUGGGGCCAUCCGGCACCCUGCCCCGCCCCCUCCCCACGCUGCAGAACGGGCGUAUCCCUGGUGAUGCAGAGUUGGAGCGGCUUAAAAUAAACGAGGGAUACAUCAACGGGACACAGUACAGGAUGUUAGACCCAGGUCACCUUGUCCAGGAGACAGUCACAGUGGAGGAGGAACCCCAGGAGACAAUACCAGUUGUUUCUGUUGAAACUGAUGAAGAUGGCACCACACGCCGUACUGAAACCACAGUCAAGAAAGUCACCAAGACCACAACCACUCGCACAGUUAUACCCUCAGUCUCUGACACACUCUCUCUGGAUGGCACUGGUUCUGUCACUGGUAUGAGUGGUUAUAAUGCCCCAGUAGACAGAGUGUACAGGCAGCCAGGUCACAUGGACUACCCAACAGCUACAGUCCCUCGGGAUUACCACUAUGGGCCACCUGGGGGGUACGAUGACUAUCGUAGUGGCCCACCCUCUGAAACCUAUGCCAGCCUCAACCGAGGGGCCCGCAUAAACAAUCGCUACAGACCUGUGGAUGGCUACCAAACAUUGGACCCUGGUUACCGUGUCCAUAGCAGGCCCCAGCUGGACCCAUACGCUGCCCAGCCACAGGUAGGUCGCAUGGGCAGCGCUAUGGAGAUCUCUGGCAUGCAGCGAUUUGUUCCAGAGCCCUAUGGGCUGGAGGAUGACCAAAGGAGUCUGGGAUAUGAUGAGCCUGAUUAUGGUAUGGGGCCCCCUAUGCACUACAGCACCAUGCCCCGGCUAGGAUCUCAUCCUCCACCUCCACGCCGGACAGGAUCCUAUGAGGGUACUCUGGAUGGAGAUAUGAGUGGAGCAGGGGAUAUGUAUUAUUGGGGGAGUGGAGCUCCUUUGGCUCAGGGAGAAAGAGGAAGCAUGGCGUCACUGGACAGCACACUACGUAAAGGCCCUGCCCCAACAACAUGGAGGCAGCCUGAAUUGCCGGAGGUCAUCGCUAUGCUCAACUAUCGUCUGGACCCAGUCAGAAGUAAUGCUGCUGCUUACCUUCAACAUCUUACGUUUAAAAACGAUAAGGUCAAAUCGGAAGUAAGGCGCCUGAAGGGAAUUCCUGCUUUGGUGUCUAUGUUGGACAACCCAAAGAAGGAGGUGCAUCACUCUGCCUGUGGAGCUCUGAAGAACAUUUCAUAUGGACGAGACCCUGACAACAAAAUUGCCAUCAAAAACUGUGACGGAGUCCCUGCUUUGGUGCGCCUGCUGAGGAAGACAAGAGACCAGGAUCUGACAGAUACCAUUACAGGAACUCUGUGGAACCUGUCAUCGCAUGACUCCGUGAAGAUGGAGAUUGUGGACCAUGCACUCCACGCGCUGUCUGAUGAAGUGAUGGUGCCACACUCGGGCUGGGAGAGAGCGAGUGAUGGAGGAGAGGAGAGCUGCAAGCCCCGCCACCUAGAAUGGGAGACGUCUCUCACCAAUACUGCUGGUUGCCUGAGGAAUGUGAGCUCAGAGAGGAGUGAGGCCAGGAGGAAAUUAAGAGAAUGCUCUGGCUUGGUUGACUCGCUCAUGUACAUCGUCCAAUCCCAGAUUAAUUGUAAAGAUGUGGACAACAAGUUGGUGGAGAACAGUGUUUGCCUUUUGAGGAAUCUAUCUUAUCAGGUGCAUCGAGAAGUGCCAGGUUGUGAGCGCUACCAGGAGACGGCACCUGUCAAUCAAGGCCCUGCCCCUGCUAAUCAGAAGGGGGGCUGCUUCAGCUCCCGCAAGGGUAAAGGGAAGAAAGAUGAUGAUGGAGGCGUAGAUCUAAUCGAAAUUCCAAAGAGGACCACACCAGCCAAAGGUUAUGAACUGCUUUUCCAGCCAGAGGUGGUUCGAGUGUACACAUCACUGCUGAAGGAGAGCAAGAAUCCUUCUGUUCUAGAGGCUUCUGCAGGAGCCAUCCAGAAUUUGUGUGCAGGCCGCUGGACCUACGGACGUUAUAUCAGGGCAGUGACAAGACACGAGAAAGGAUUGCCCAUGAUGACUGAGCUGUUGUGUCAUGGGAGCGACCGUGUGGUCAGAGCCAUGUCUGGAGCCCUUAGAAACCUGGCUAUUGAUGCUCGCAAUCGGGAUCUUCUUGGAAAGCAUGCUAUACCCAACCUGGUGGCAAAUCUGCCAGGCGGUGGGCAGAGUCAGCCUGUGCGUAACCUCUCGGAAGAGACCGUGGUUUCGGUGCUCAGCACUCUGGCAGAGGUGGUCUGUUCCAGUGUGGAUGCAGCCAAGGUUCUGCGGAGCUCACAGGGCAUUGAGAGACUGGUGCUCAUCAAUAAGGAUGGUAACCGUUCCGACAGGGAAGUACGUGGUGCUGGUCUAGUGCUGCAGAAUGUGUGGGGAUUUAAGGAGCUGCGGCGCACGCUAGAGAAGGAUGGCUGGAAGAAAUCGGAUUUUGUGGUCAACGUGAAUCCUCCUAACACCCGCACCAACGGUGGCUAUGAGGAUAGCAGCACCCUACCACUCAUUGACAGAGGAGGAAAGCAGGACAGAGACAGAAACAUGAUUCCACUAAAUGACUUGGGAUCAGACUCCUAUGCUACACUGGACCAGAGAGGACGGAGGAACACUUUGGAUGAAACUCUAGAACCUGCAGAGAAUGAUAUUCAGAAAAACUGAUAGUGUGCAUUACUCGUGGUGAGCACCCUGUUCCUGCCUACUGUCCCUGCUGAACCUCGUCACAAAGGGACCACAGCCACUAAUCAAUGACACAAAGAAUCUCUUCCUCCAUCAUUACCCUUCUUUCUUUCUCUCACCUUCUGCUUGUUGAUCUGUCUCCUAAGAUCCAAAUGACUCUCACUACUAGGCAAAGACAUUGUAGUCAUUUUUAUCUUCUGGUACUUUAAAUCCAUGCCACUUUUUUAAAACGAAAACGCAAGACUGAAACUCUACAGAACGGGAGUGCCUUUUUUUUUUUUCUCCUUUUAAUUUCUCAUGUUUUCUUCUUUAACACUACAUACUGUGCAUUGUGCCCUAAAAUUGGGUGAGAUCACUAGUUAUUUCUUUGAUUUUGGUUUAAUUCCUUUUGCUACAUGGAUUUUUAUUUACUGACAUUUUAUUCAACAUGACACUACAGUAAAUGUUCUUGCUACCACUACAUUUGAUGUCAUUCUGUUGCCCCUUAACGUUUUGGAACACUAAUUACUUAUUGUAUUUUUUUCCCCUUUUUCAAAGUUAUGUAGCUGUAAGAUUAGUCUGCAUUUGUUUCCAUUUUUUUUCUGUGCUGACAAACAUUUAUACCAAAUUACACCACUGUAUUGUGAGUUACUAUUAAACAUAGUGCGUGUGUAUAUAGUGUACUAAAUCAUCUUGUACAAGAUUUUGGGAGGGGAAUGGGGCUCAUUUUGUAAUGAAACCAUUGCCUCGCACAGCUAAAUUACCACUCAGAGCUGACACUGCUAUCUUUUUGCAAACACCCCCACCCCCUUUUUUUCGGUCUUGACACAUUUGACUUGUGGAUGUUGCUGAUUGACAAAGGUUGAGGGGUAAUGCUUAUGGGAAGAGAAACCGGUGUUUCCAGUUUUUGGUUGUCUAAAUUGAGUGUCUAGAAAGGCGCCUUUUAAUAUAAAUAUUGAUUUGAGUAGCUCAGAUAACGUCAAGGUGGGUUGUUUGGGACAUGACCACUUGGUCCCUAGUUUUCCCCUUUGGCAGGGUUAACAGCAGAGCUGGUCCUGUAUUCAGAGCUGGAGCACUCUGGAUUAAUGUUGAGCCCCUCUGGAAAGACAGCAUGAACCUGCCACUCUGUAGGCCCAGUUCUUGCUUUCCUCUCUGAAUAAAGACAGUGUAAAUAUGAUGGCAUACAACAAAUCCACCAUCCUUGGUCGCAGUGCCUCACUCACUGAUCAGCCCGUGUGUGUGUGAGAGAGAGGGGCUUUAAGUGGCGUGUGUGAGGUUUAAGGAAUUUAGCCUUGAGUGCCUGUGUUGCAAUGGGGAGUGAGGGAUGGAUCAUUGAGGGUGUGUUGGCUUUACAUUGAGCAAAGUGCUCCUCCUUUAGACUGUGCGCUUGAUAUGCACGGAGUCUGGUGUAGAUAUUUGCUAAAUGGAUACUCUAGCACAAGGAGUUAAGUGUGUUUGUUUUUCCUUGAACUUCUUUUAACUGCUUCCCUUCAAGGGGAUUUGCCCCAGACUGGUUUUUAAACCCAUCAUUCCCCCCCCCCCCCCCCCCCAUGUGAGACACCACUACAGUUCAGUGUAGCCAUGUGACAAACACGUUUUUUUUGUUUUUUAGAAGGUAUCCAGCAGCAGGCUAUGGCCUAGGGUUUUUUUUUUUUUAAAUGGAAGUGAAAGACUUUAAAAUCUUGACAAUAUUACAAGCGAAUUUGAGAGCGUGCUCAGAUUUUGAUUCUAGCUUGAUAUUAGAUAAAGAAGUUAAAGCACAUUUAACUAUAUAUACACCAGAGAAUAUUUGUUAAUUUUAAUUAUUUGUUUCCGCUGUGUCUUUUUUUUAUAUAUAUAUUUUAUGAUUUGGGAUAACUUUGUUUUUCUGGGGUUAUUGUGGGUGAAUGCAUAUGCAAUCAAUUUUAUUUUUAAUUAAAUGCAUUUACAGUUUAUACCUUAAUUAAACAAAACAAGGAAAAAUUG